UCUCUGUUUAGGGGUCAGUGCUCUAAAAUGAGUCUCUCUGGGGAGAGAGAGGAGGGGGGCCCUGCCUCUAAAAUGAGUCUCUCUGGGGAGAGAGAGGAGGGGGGCCCUGCCUCUAAAAUGCAUCUCUCUGGGGGACAUGACACCAAAGCUAAGAGACCAAUCAAGCGGAAGAGAACAGCCUCCCCUGUACCCAGCUGUGUGUCCAUGAAGAGUGACUGGUCUAUGAGUCAACCUAUAGAGUUUAGAGAGGGAGACUUUUCUACUGAACAAAGAAACCAACAGGAGAGAUCAGAGUCAGAGAUUCUCAGUGGUCAGUCUUCCCAGAGUCAUCAAACAGACCUGGCCUCCAUAUUCAGUAUGCUUGAAGAGAAUAUUAUGACAUUUGUGAAGAACGAGCUGAAGAUGUUCAAGAGGAUUCUUAGUCCAGAACUCCCAGAAGGCUUUGAGAGGCAGAAGCAGGAUAAGGAAGUGGUGGAUGCUGAAGAUGAGAAGCAGGAGAGCAGUGCCAGAGAGGGGGCUCUGAAGAUCACACUGCACGUCCUGAGGAAAAUGAACCAGAAGGAGCUUGCUGACACACUGGAGAAAUAUUCAGAUGAGCUUGCUGUGAUUUGCCAACGUGAACUCAAAUCUAAUCUAAAGAAGAAGUUUCAAUGUGUAUUUGAGGGGAUCGCUAAACAAGGAAACCCAACACUUCUCAAUAAGAUCUACACAGAGCUCUACAUCACAGAGGGUGGAACAGGAGAGGUCAAUAAUGAACAUGAGCUGAGACAGAUUGAGACAACAACCAGGAAACAAGCAAGACCAGAGACUGCAAUCAAAUGUAACGACAUCUUCAAACCCUUAACUGGACAAGACAAACUUAUCAGAACUGUACUGACAAAGGGAGUCGCUGGCAUUGGAAAAACAGUCUCUGUGCAGAAGUUCAUUCUGGACUGGGCUGAAGGAAAAGCAAAUCAGGAUGUCCAAUUUGUAUUUUCAUUCCCUUUUCGGGAGCUGAAUUUGAUGAAAGGGGAAAAACACACUUUCAUUGAACUUCUCAAUCACUUCUCAAUGGAAACAAAACAAUCAAGAAUCUCCAACUACAACAAGUACAAAGUUCUGUUCAUCUUUGAUGGUCUGGAUGAGUGCCGACUGCCCCUAGACUUCCAGAAGAACAAGAUCUGUUGGGACGUCACAGAGUCAACCUCAGUGGAUGUUCUGCUGACAAAUCUCAUCAAAGGAAAUCUGCUUCCCUCUGCUUUCCUCUGGAUAACUACCCGACCUGCAGCAGCCAAUAAGAUCCCUUCAUGGUGUGUUGACCAGGUGACAGAGGUACGAGGGUUCAAUGACCCACAGAAGGAGGAGUACUUCAGGAAGAGAUUCAGUGAUGAUGACCUGGCCAGCAGAAUCAUCUCACACAUAAAGACAUCAAGGAGCCUCCACAUCAUGUGCCACAUUCCAGUCUUCUGUUGGAUUUCUGCAACAGUCCUUGAACACAUGCUGAAACAUAAGAGAGAAGAGAUGCCCAAGACUCUGACUGAGAUGUACACACACCUUGUGGUGUUUCAUACCAAACAGAGGAAUGAAAAGUAUCUUGGGAACGAAGAGACAGGUCCGCACUGGAAUCAAGAUAUCAUUCUGUCACUGGGAAAACUGGCUUUUCAACAGCUUGUUAAUGGCAAUCUUAUUUUCUAUGAAGAAGACCUGAAAGAGGCUGGCAUUGAUGUCAAUGAAGCCUCAGUGUACUCAGGAUUGUGCACACAGCUCUUUAAAGAGGAAUGUGUGCUGUACCAGGACAAGGUGUACUGCUUUGUUCAUCUGAGCAUUCAGGAGUUUCUGGCUGCUGUAUAUGUGUUCCUCUCAUUCAUCAACAACAAUGAGAAUCUAAUGGCCGAACCGCAAUCAACGUCCAGGAACCUUUCUGCGCUGUUCAGAGACAAGCAUAAAGUUACUGUCUACAAGAGUGCUAUGGAUAAAGCCUUACAAAGUGAGACGGGAAACCUGGACCUUUUCCUCCGCUUCCUUCUGGGCCUCUCACUGGAGUCCAAUCAGAAGCACUUACGAGGUCUACUGACAAAGACAAGAAGCAGCUCACAGAGCCAUGAAGAAACAGUCAAGUACAUCAAGGAGAAGAUCGAGAAGAAUCCUUCUCCAGAGAGGAGCAUCAAUCUGUUCCACUGUCUGAAUGAACUGAAUGACCAUUCUCUAGUGGAGGAGAUCCAAAGCUUCCUGAACUCAGGAAGUCUCUCAAAACCCAACCUGUCACCUGCACAGUGGUCAGCUCUGGUCUUUGUGUUGCUGACUUCAGAAAAGGAGCUGGAUGUGUUUGACCUGAAGAAAUACUCCAGAUCAGAGGAAGGUCUUCUGAGGCUGCUGCCAGUGGUCAAAGCCUCCAGAGCUGCUCUGCUGUCAGGCUGUCUAGUCACAGAGGAAGGCUGUGCUUCUCUGGUCUCAGCUCUGGAGUCAAACCCCUCACACCUGAGAGAGCUGGAUCUGAGUAACAAUGACCUGAAGGAUUCAGGAGUGAAGCUGCUCUCUGCUGGACUGGGGAAUCCCCACUGUGAACUGGAGACUCUGAGGCUGUCACACUGUCUAGUCACAGAGGAAGGCUGUGCUUCUCUGGUCUCAGUUCUCAGUUCAAACCCCUCACACCUGAGAGAGCUGGAUCUGAGUAACAAUGACCUGAAGGAUUCAGGAGUGAAGCUGCUCUCUGCUGGACUGGGGAAUCCCCACUGUAAACUGGAGACUCUGAGGCUGUCAGGCUGUCUAGUCACAGAGGAAGGCUGUGCUUCUCUGGUCUCAGCUCUGAGGUCAAACCCCUCACACCUGAGAGAGCUGGACCUGAGCUACAAUCACCCAGGAGUCUCAGGAGUCAGACUGCUCUCUGCUGGACUGGAGGAUCCACACUGCAGACUGGAGAAACUCAAUGUGGAACAUGGUGGAGAGAACACAAUGAAACCUGGGCUUAGAAAAUAUGUCUGUGAUCUCACACUGGACCUAAACACAGUAGACAGACGCCUCUCUCUGUCUGAGGAGAACAGAAAGGUGACAUGGAGGACAGAGGAGCAGCCGUAUCCUGAUCACCCAGAGAGAUUUGAGGACUGGGGACAGGUGCUGUGUAGAGAGCGUCUGACUGGGCGCUGUUACUGGGAGGUAGAGUGGAGUGGGAGAAGGGCUGAUAUAGGAGUGACAUAUAAAGGAAUCAGCAGGAGAGGAGGGGUUAAGGACUGUUGUCUUGGAUACAAUAACACGUCCUGGAGUCUGUUCUGCUCUGACAACAGUUACUCUGUCUAUCACAAUAAUAAUCCCACUACCAUAGACGUCCCCUCCUCCAGCCCCCACAGAGUAGGAGUCUAUCUGGACUGGCCAGCCGGCACUCUGUCCUUCUAUAGAGCCUCCUCUGACACACUGACCCACCUGAUCACAUUCACCUCCACAUUCACUGAGCCCCUCUAUCCAGGGUUUAGGGUUGAUGAUGUUGACUCCUCAGUGUCCCUGGAAAUAAUAACCUGACACACACACACACAUUGACACACACACACUGGACACUCACAGACACACAUUGGACACACACACACACACACACACACACACACACACACACACACACACACACACACACACACACACACACACACACACAGUCUUGUACGGCUAACCUUGUGGGGACAUACAAUUCAGUCCCAUUCAAAAUCCUAUUUUCCCUAACCCCUAACC
Salvelinus fontinalis (brook trout) is the source of this 3696-nucleotide messenger RNA. RefSeq names its product NLR family CARD domain-containing protein 3-like. Bases 28 to 3492 code for a protein of 1154 amino acids. NCBI's taxonomy places the organism in Eukaryota, Metazoa, Chordata, Actinopteri, Salmoniformes, Salmonidae. Gene Ontology annotation, molecular function: protein binding. The transcript has 10 exons. The record is from RefSeq and is a predicted model, not a curated record.